ACAAAAACGGUACACUAUAACUUUCAUAGAGGAAGGAUUUAUUGCAGUGCUGUUGUAUUAGACUGCAUUAGUUUAAGCUAGGUGUGCCUAAUAGGCAACUGAAUGUAUGUUCGCAAAGUGUCAGUGACGUUACAAUCAGAUAAAGCACAUCCAUAGACUGUACAACAAAAAUCCAAUGUGUUCUAUUCAUCCGGGUAUUGAUGUAAAUGGAACUGCGCAUGUGCCAAAAUGCUCCACCGCUUACACAGCAUUUCAUUGCGUGUUACGGGUGUCUGGUUAAUCUUUACAACAGUAAACAUGCUGUGUUUAAUAACUAAUCUUGUACUUUCUCGGAAUACUGGGAAAUUUCAUGAGAAUAAAGACUUACUUGUGUGAAAGUGGAGCGCUAAAGGAGAGAGGGGGGGGAUUUAUUUUCCUUCUGGUGGCGUGCACAUCGGCGACUGCACAGUGCCGACUCGGCAAAGAAGGGGGUUAUCAAUUGAAGUUUUGGGUUUGUUCUAUUUUGCUGAUCAAAACUUGCGUUUACGCCCGGGAUGUUGGGCACGUUAUAUAGGGAACUGCGAGCUGCGGCGAAACAGGCUCAGCUGCUGUCUGCUGUCAGACACGCACAGCCAUGGAGUCACAAGAUGCAGAUCCGUGCGUGUGCUGCGCUUCCAGCAACUUUACAGUUACUUGAAGACUGUCUUGUGCUCGACUAUGACGGGACGCCGAUGCAUUUUAAUUACGUGUGGCUGCGGGAUCACUGCCGCUCCGCCUCUUCAUACAACUCCACGACUAACCAGAGAAACCUGGACACUGGGAGUAUAGACCUCACUAUCCGUCCUGACAAUACAAGUUUGCAAGAUGGCCAUCUCGUCCUCACAUGGCCUGGUGGUCAUGUGUCAAAGUACAGCCUGAGCUGGCUAGCUGAGAACAGCUAUGAAGGAAAGAAGCAGAGCUCUGUCCAGCCACACAUCCUUUGGAAUUCAGACAUCUAUAAAAAUGCAAACAUACCUUCUGCAAAAUGGGACACAUUUAUGAGCUGUGAUGAUGAAGUAAAGAGGUUUCUUCAAAACUAUCUUCUGUAUGGGAUCGCUUUUGUAGAUGAUGUCCCAGCUACAGUUGAGGCCACAGAGGCAGUUACCCAGAAGGUCAGUCUUAUCAGGGAGACUACAUAUGGAAGAAUGUGGUGUUUUACUUCAGAUUUUUCCAGAGGAGACACUGCCUACAGCCAGCUGGCCUUGGACUGUCACACUGACACCUCAUACUUUCAUGAACCAUGUGGAAUCCAGGUUUUCCACUGCCUCAAGCAUGAGGGAACUGGGGGAAGGACACUACUUGUGGAUGGGUUCUACGCUGCUGAAAAAGUACGGCAGCAGUCUCCUGAAAACUUUGAGCUGCUUGCCCGUGUGCCCAUCAGGCACGAGUACAUUGAAAACACAGACAACCACCAAAACCACAUGAUAGGCAUCGGCCCUGUGCUCAGCGUCUAUCCCUGGAACAAUGAAAUAUACCAGAUCCGAUACAACAACUAUGACCGAUCAGUGAUAAAUACAGUCCCCCAUGACCUCGUUCAGCGAUGGUAUGUGGCGCAUCGAGAGCUGACAACAGAACUAAGGCGACCAGAGAACGAGCUGUGGGUGAAACUGAAUCCAGGGAAAGUGAUUUUCAUAGACAACUGGCGUGUCAUGCAUGGGAGGGAGUCUUUCACCGGCCUGAGGCAGCUCUGUGGAUGCUAUCUGACCAGAGACGACGUCCUCAGCACUGCACGCUGCUUUGGUCUGCAGAAAGCUGCGUCCAGAGUCCAAGAGUUCAAUUGACACUAGAAUUAUUGUAUUUUACAGUAGUGAGGUGUGUGCAUACGAUAAGUGUGUGUGUAGUAAGUUGCACCUCUCAGUCUACAUACAAACUUAUUUUAACAUGAUGAUUUUUAGAAUCACUGUCAAACACCUAUCUACAGAUAAGAUGUCGUCAUUAGAUAAGAAUGUGUUUGCUGACAUGCUUACUUAUAUACAAAUUCAUUCAUUGAUCGUUCAAUUGGCGGACUAAAAAUUAACUUCAAAUACUGAAGCCAGUGUGCAAAGGAACAAAUGUUUGCAACAAAACUUUGUUUAGAUUUAUAUGGAAGUAGUUUUGGAAAUGCCACAUUUAAUUUACAUAUUUGCACAAUGUAAGUUUGCUGCCACCUAGAUGAAACUUGAUAUUGUCAAUUAUGGUCACACUGGAAGAGCUACAUGACUCAGUGACUCAGAAAACACUAUUUUAUUUAAUCAGGAUCUUUGAACGUUAUUACAUAAAAAAGUCAUACUUCAUCCACAGCUGCUUGAUAGUUUGUAUUACCAAAGAUCAACUAAAAAUCGAUCUGGAAGCCCAUUGUUAUAUCCAUUAACUGGUAAAGGAUCCAGUUUUCUAUAGUAGUUGUAAUACUUAAGAUAUUUUAUCAUUUAAAAGAUUAAAUUUGAAUGUAUGCUUUUAUCAUUAGGUUUUAAAACACAUUAAUGUCUUAUAUUAAAAAAAAAGGAAUGGAAUGAG
Siniperca chuatsi (mandarin fish) is the source of this 2511-nucleotide messenger RNA. RefSeq names its product trimethyllysine hydroxylase, epsilon (gene tmlhe). Lineage: Eukaryota; Metazoa; Chordata; Actinopteri; Centrarchiformes; Sinipercidae. The record is from RefSeq and is a predicted model, not a curated record. Bases 534 to 1799 code for a protein of 421 amino acids. Gene Ontology annotation, molecular function: iron ion binding; trimethyllysine dioxygenase activity. Gene Ontology annotation, cellular component: mitochondrion. The transcript has 7 exons. Gene Ontology annotation, biological process: carnitine biosynthetic process.